Messenger RNA from Capsicum annuum, 2079 nucleotides. Its product is annotated as protein NRT1/ PTR FAMILY 1.2. Gene Ontology annotation, cellular component: plasma membrane. The transcript has 4 exons. The record is from RefSeq and is a predicted model, not a curated record. Gene Ontology annotation, biological process: transmembrane transport; oligopeptide transport. NCBI's taxonomy places the organism in Eukaryota, Viridiplantae, Streptophyta, Magnoliopsida, Solanales, Solanaceae. Bases 269 to 2008 code for a protein of 579 amino acids. Gene Ontology annotation, molecular function: transmembrane transporter activity.
UCCCUCUCACUACCUGCUUUAAGUAAUCAAAUUGUAUUUGUCUCGGGAGCUAUAUUCUAUGGUAAGUGCGGAGUGGACUUGAUAUUAAUCAAUGGCAUUUCAAUGCUAGGUGAGAAGGAGAGGACUUGAUGUGGUUGCUAAACAAACUUCCAACCUCAAGAGGCUCUUGAGACAAUCCUUUCUCUUCCUUUACACUCCCACUCUCUCUCUCUCUUUUGGUCAAGUUAAAGCAAAGUCGAGAGGGAAAACUGAGAGAGUGGAAGUGAAAAUGGCAACAGAAACACAAGUUGAAGAGUAUCCAAGAAAGGGUGGUCUUAGAACCAUGCCUUUCAUCAUUUUGAAUGAAUCAUUUGAGAGGAUAGCAAGUUAUGGUUUAGGUCCAAACAUGAUAAUAUACUUGAUGACAUAUUAUAACAUGAGUGCUGCCACAGGAACUAGCAUUAUUGGAAUAUGGAAUACACUAUCAAGUGGGUUGGCCAUUGUAGGGGCAAUUAUUUCUGAUUCUUACUGGGGUCGGUUUAAGGCUGUUGCCCUUGGAUCCAUCUUCACUCUUAUUGGAAUGAUUAUACUAUGGCUCACAGCAACGAUUCCGCAACUCAAUUCUUUAUCCUGCUCUCAGUUCCAACAUGUUUGUAACGGAACAACAGCACUCCAACUUGCUGUGCUAUUUUCAUCUUUUGUGUUUAUGUCCCUGGGAACUGGUUUUGUUAGACCUUGUUCUAUAAUAUUUGGUGCUGAUCAAUUGGAAAAGAAGGACAACCCCGGGAACCAGAGGCUUGUUGAGAGCUAUUUCAACUGGUAUUAUGCUAGCACAGGGAUUUCAACUAUUCUUGCAGUUACCAUUAUUGUUUAUAUUCAGGAUCGUUAUGGUUGGCAAGUUGGCUUUGGUGUCCCUGCUAUCCUCAUGUUUUUGUCUGUCUUAAUGUUCCUGAUUGGUUCUACUCUUUAUGUCAAAGUGAAACCUAAAGAAAGCUUGCUCAUAGGAUUACUUCAAGCAGUUGUAGCAGCUUCUAGGAAAAGAAAUACCAGUCUUCCGUUGACUGAUUGUGAUGACUACUAUCAUUGGCCACUUGAAUCAGAGAAGGUGAUGCCAUCAAAUGACUUCAGGUGCUUAAAUAGAGCUUGCUUGAUUCAAGAUCCUCAAAGAGAUUUGAAUCCUGAUGGAUCAUCUUUAAAUCCAUGGAAUCUCUGUAGGUUGGAACAAGUUGAAUCACUGAAGGCUCUUAUUAGAUCACUUCCAAUGUGGUCCACCGGUUUCAUGAUCUUUGUGGACAUGAAUGUAUUCGCAUUUUCCGUACUUCAAACAAAGACCAUGGAUAGACAUCUCUUCCCGCACUUCGAAGUACCAGCAGCAUCAUUUAGUGUGUUCUUGAUUAUUGCUUUAACUAUCUGGCUUACUUUCUAUGACCGUGUUUUGGUCCCUCUGCUAUCAAAAUAUACUGGACGGCCAAGAGGGCUAAGUCCUGUCACCCGAAUGGGUAUUGGCUUAAUAGUCUCCUGUAUGUCUAUGGCAUUGACAGCAAUAACAGAAAGGGUAAGACGACAGCGGGCAAUAGAGGAAGGGCAUGAAGACAACCCAAGUGCUUUAGUGAACAUGUCUGCUAUGUGGUUUGUUCCACAGUAUGCACUACUCGGAGUGGCUGAGGCUACCCAUGGAGUUGGACAGAUUGAGUUCUUCUACUCUCUAUUUCCCAAAAGCAUGUCCAGCGUCGCAUCAGCUAUGUACACUGUUGGGACUGCUGUGUCGAGUUUGGUUGGAAGUAUUCUGGUGAGUAGUGAAGAUUGGCUUACAUCAACCGGAGGUAAAACAAGCUGGCUUUCAAGCAACAUUAAUAAGGGUCACCUGGAUUACCAUUUCUGGCUACUUGCUUUUUUGAGUUUACUCAAUUUCUUGUAUUUUCUGGUGGUCUGCCGGUUAUAUGGACCUGACAAUGAUGGAACCAGUAGGUCAUCUCAAGAGGCAGAUGAGAAACACUGUGAUUAUAGGCUUUUACCUGAAUCUUCAUGAUAUGUUGUACUGCAUUAUGGAUUGAUGCAACUAUUUAAUAAUUUACCCAAUAAAGUGUUUUUAUAUGUUUA